This is a messenger RNA of Brassica napus (rape), 684 nucleotides long. RefSeq lists its product as uncharacterized. The coding region runs from base 27 to 464 and encodes 145 amino acids. Lineage: Eukaryota; Viridiplantae; Streptophyta; Magnoliopsida; Brassicales; Brassicaceae. The transcript has 5 exons. The record is from RefSeq and is a predicted model, not a curated record.
GCCACCGGAAUUAACUAUUGGGAAAAAUGGACGCCGGAGCUGAAGUUGAAGUUGAUGUGGACCGGACGGUGGAUGCGGGAUCUGGGUCGAAGAAAGCCAGCGGCGGAAGAUCGGAGCCGUCUUCUUCGAGUCAGGGGGAGAUAUUGAGAACGCUUGCUACGGUGGAGAAGGAUUCACAAGCAAUCGCGGAGAGCUUCUCGUCUCUCUUCGUUUCCCUCCGGUCGACUCUCUCUGAGGCUACAGGAAGCUCAGUUGAUCACAUGACUUGCUUUGGAGAUGCAGCUGGACGCCUUCAGGAAACCGCUCUAGAUGCAUCUACUAAAGGGAACCGUUACAUCAACUCUUGCCUCAGAUUAAACGAGGAAAUUAAAGGUGUUGAUAUUCUGGCGGCUCGGUUAAAGCACCUGAGGAGAAAUGUGGAUGUUCUUGACACGGCUGUGAACAAGCUUCUCCGUCCUCCUUGACAAGUCAUUAUUAGCUUUCAUGGACCUGGAUCAGUUAUCUCUCGUAUAUAAAGGUUUUGAUUGCAACUGAUGUUUUUCUUCUUCUUUUGUGACGCAAUGUUUUGUGGUGAAACGUUUUUUCCCUUUCUUAUGUUGACAAGCAAUACGGUCUCUUCAUUUGAGUUUUGAUUAUUCACUUGUCCAAAUAAUUUAAGAUAUUGUUCUGAUUACUUUAUUUAUU